AUGGAGCCUGUUCUACACUUAGGUGGUCUAUCCCCAACUAUACUCGGAUCAUUUUCCACACCUAAACACCAUAUCCCGAACCAUAUUGCAUAUAAUUGGAGUCAUCAAUCUCAUAACCUGCAUACUAAUGACAGAAUUUCAUCCCUCUUCUUUGAAAAAUGCCACCAGUUUCAGUGCACACAUAAACUACAUUGGGGAAAAAAAUCAAGAACCUCCAUUGUUGCUUGUUUUCCUCCUGUUCGUGAUACUCGUAGAAACAAGAAACGGUUAACCCACACCCACCCUCAAAAUACAGAUCUUCCUCCGGUAUUACCUAAGCAAAAGAAGAAACCAUUUCCAAUUCCACUAAAGAAGAUCUUAGAAACUUCAAGAGCUGACAAAAAACUUGCAGAAAAAGGAAUAGAAAAGCCCCUUGAGCCCCCAAAGAACGGGCUUCUUGUUCCUGAUCUUGUUCCAGUUGCUCAUGAAGUUCUUGAUGCCUGGAAGAUCUUGAUCAAAGGUCUUUCACAGCUUCUCCAUGUCAUUCCUGUUCAUGCUUGCAGCGAAUGCGGGGAGGUUCACGUGGGUCCCACAGGCCAUGAAAUUCAGACUUGCCAUGGUCCAAACAGUGCAAACAGAAGAAGCUUCCAUUUAUGGGUAAAAGGGUCAAUAAAUGACAUUCUUCUCCCUAUCGAAUCAUACCAUCAAUUCGAUCCAUACGGAACCCGAAUCAAACACGAAACACGAUUCGACUAUGAUAGAAUCCCGGCGAUCGUUGAGCUCUGCAUCCAAGCCGGUGUCGAAUUACCAGAAUACCCUUCACGCCGAAGAACCCAACCCAUCCGAAUGCUGGGCAAAAAAGUAAUCGACCGCGGUGGAAUCAUCGAACCGCCCAAAACACCCCCGCAUUCCGAGGUUUUGGAACUCGACACGCACCGUGCUCUCGAGCGAUUCCCGUGUCCGGCGGAAUCAGACGUGGUCGGAAUCGCACAUUCCACACUAAACGCGUAUGAGAAAGUGAGAUGGGGUGUGGGGAAGCUUAUGAGGAAAUACAGUGUGAAGGCGUGUGGGUAUUGCUCGGAGGUCCAUGUGGGCCCGUGGGGCCAUAACGCGAAGCUUUGUGGGGAGUUUAAGCAUCAAUGGAGAGACGGGAAACACGGGUGGCAGGAUGCCACGGUGGACGAGGUUUUCCCGCCAAAUUACGUGUGGCAUGUUCGGGAUUUGAACGGCCCGCCAUUGAAGAGUUUGUUGAAGCGGUUUUAUGGGAAGGCUCCGGUGGUGGUUGAGAUGUGUGUGCAGGCGGGGGCGGUGGUCCCACGUAAGUACAGGCCGAUGAUGAGGCUCGAUAUUGUGGUUCCGGAUAACGAGGAGGCUCGGUUAGUUGCUUAA
Lactuca virosa is the source of this 1368-nucleotide messenger RNA. The record is from the annotation of a GenBank genome assembly. Lineage: Eukaryota; Viridiplantae; Streptophyta; Magnoliopsida; Asterales; Asteraceae.